AUGCCAGACGCAUCACCAUCAAAUGAACCAAACGAUUCUGGGCCAGAUGCGGCAGCACAAGCGCAAAACCCAAUCACAAGUGCGCUCGCUCAGCGCGCCAGAGCCGACGCCGAGCUCAAGAAGGUCAUGGAAACGGUCGCGCAAGGAAAAGGUACAGCGGAAGUAGCCAGCGCGCUCAAACGAUUAGCAAAAGAGGUCAUUGGCGUCAUUGACAAAGAAGCAAGAGAAAGCGAUCUGAGAGAUUGCGAGGCCGCAAUCAGAGAGCGCGAGAACGCAGUCAGAGAACGCGAGACUGCAGCCAGAGAGCGGGAGACCGCAGCUGGAGAGCGUGAGAGUACCGCCGCGGACCGCCAGAGUACCGGCACCGGUUCGUCUCACCGCGUGGACAGACCAGUGAGACCACGGGGUGGUAGUGAGCGUUUUCCGGACCGGCGCACGGAACGCCGCCGCGGAAGGGACCUGGAGGAGAGGUUGUGGGACAUCGGCGAAACAGCAGCAGCUCUUGCUAUUCAAGCGAGAAGGCUUUGGGGAAAUCUGAGGCAUGUUGACGGACGGGAAUGGGAGCGGCGUUUAGAGAUCAUGGAGCACAACGCUCAUCUUCUCCUCGAGGAAACCAGCCACGCAAGGGAUGCGCUGAGGGGAUGGUAG
Coniosporium apollinis CBS 100218 is the source of this 648-nucleotide messenger RNA. RefSeq lists its product as uncharacterized. Bases 1 to 648 code for a protein of 215 amino acids. The transcript has a single exon. NCBI's taxonomy places the organism in Eukaryota, Fungi, Ascomycota, Dothideomycetes. The record is from RefSeq and is a predicted model, not a curated record.